AUGAUGAUGCGCCCCUUCGCGAUGAACGGCGGAUCCAGGCUCUCGCCUCGGUCGACGCCUGGGCCCAGUUCGGCUCAGCGGGGCUACUCGAUUGCCCCGGGAGGCGAAAACGACAAUGAGCAUGAAGGUGAAGAUCGGCAGUUGGAGCCGGGCCUGCACGUUGUGGCUACGCCGAUCGGCAACUUGGGGGAUGUGACGCUGCGGGCGCUGGAGACCCUGCGCCGGGCGUCGUGCGUACUGGCGGAGGACACGCGGCACACGGCCAAGCUGAUGAGCGUGCACGGGCUGCGGGCGGAGAUGCGCAGCUGCCAUGGGCGCAACGAGGCGGGGAGGGCGGCGGAAGUGGCUGCCAGGGUGGCCAGGGGAGAGGUCAGGCAGUGGCCCUCGUCUGUUCUGCUGGCACACCAGGAGUAA
Ostreobium quekettii is the source of this 414-nucleotide messenger RNA. NCBI's taxonomy places the organism in Eukaryota, Viridiplantae, Chlorophyta, Ulvophyceae, Bryopsidales, Ostreobiaceae. The record is from the annotation of a GenBank genome assembly.